Puccinia triticina is the source of this 1122-nucleotide messenger RNA. RefSeq lists its product as uncharacterized. Lineage: Eukaryota; Fungi; Basidiomycota; Pucciniomycetes; Pucciniales; Pucciniaceae. The record is from RefSeq and is a predicted model, not a curated record. The coding region runs from base 1 to 1122 and encodes 373 amino acids. The transcript is spliced from 3 exons.
AUGUUUGGCGAGGAAGACAGCGAAAGUCCCCGGCGCCCCUCGCCUUGGCUUCCCUCUCCUGGAAAAUCAAACCUGUCAGCCUGUGCCACUCCUGAAGAUGGCCCCUCAAAGGCCGAACCAAAGCUUCCUGACUGGCCCGAUGAGCUGGAGCCCGAAUUGGACGAAUUGGGUCAUAUCGAGUACAAAUUGAAAAUCUUGAGUCCUACUCCAAAUCGAUUCGAAAAACUCAAGACACAGUUGAAAUGGCGUUUACUUGAAGGGGGUGGUACGGCAUUAUAUGAACUUGGAGUACUCGAUGACGGAACUCUCGUAGGUCUUUCGCGUAACGAGAUGGACGAAAGUCUGGCGAAUCUUGCUCGGAUGGCUCGAGAGUUGGAUUGUGAACUUGAAUUGCUUAGGGUGGUCGAGAUACCUGAGAUAAUCGUGAAUACCGGACCGUCUUCGAGACCGCCGACCAAACUACCCCCGAGCCUAAGGUUUCCAGGUGGAACGGAUCGGAAGGAAAAGGCUAAAUUGAAGAAGAAAAAGAAGAAAUCUCGAGCUAAACCGGCCAUGGGACUGAACUCCGGAGGGCUCUCUAGACCACCGACAGGUAAACUACGAAUCGAACCAGGUGACGCCGUUGUUUCUUCACCCAGUGAGCCGUCCAGCCCCAAGGAGCCAGCCCUUCAAGAGAAACCAGCUAUCGUAGUCACAUCGCCUCGUCACUCUUCAAAAGGCUCAGCCCACUCUCUCCGGACUCUUCUGGAUGGUUUACAUCUACAUCCACGUCGUCCACCAGCCAACUCGAGUUUUAUCGAUCAGAUCUGUCUCCUAACUCCAGAAGAAAGAAGUGUGAUCAGGCGGGCGCGGAGGAACGAAAGAAGAGCGGCUCAAGCAGCUGAAACUCGUCGAUCUAAAUCACGUGUUGAACCAACCGAGGCACCCCCUGAAUCUAAUGAGGACACAAACAAAACUCGAUUCCCCGAUCUCCUUGACGCAGAAUUUGGUGGUUGGAAACGAGGAGCUGAAGAUAAGGAUAGUAUCAAGUAUGUGGUCGAAGUCUGUGUGGCAAAAGAAGCGCAUGCGAAAGAUGAACGAUUUUUGGAUUUCGAAGGAUUUGGAAUUUCUGAUUCGUCAUAG